Molecule: messenger RNA, 1084 nt
Organism: Leptopilina heterotoma
Lineage: Eukaryota; Metazoa; Arthropoda; Insecta; Hymenoptera; Figitidae
Product: non-homologous end-joining factor 1-like
Exons: 4
Coding region: 80-967 (295 amino acids)
Biological process (GO): double-strand break repair via nonhomologous end joining
Cellular component (GO): DNA ligase IV complex; nucleus
Molecular function (GO): DNA end binding
Source: RefSeq, a predicted model, not a curated record
CAAUUCUAGGUUAUGUUCAAUUGUUUACAUUUGUUUAUUUCUCUGUCAGUACUGUACUGCGUAAUUAAUUUAAAUAAAAAUGUGGAAGUCUGUUAAAAUUCUUAACAAACAAUAUGGAUUUCUUUCUAAAAAAGAGAAUAAUGUUUAUACGAUUUCUUUAACUGAUUUUGUAACCCUCUGGCAUGAGGAAUUAACAAUUGAAACAAUUCUACAGAGAUGCAAGGCACUGAAUCCUCUUUUAAAAAUCGAGGCUCUAAAUAUUGAGAAAACAAUAGAAGAGAUUUUAUCUCAAAUUCCAGAAAUUCUGGACUCUGCAGUGGAAGAGACAAAUAGUUAUAAAAUAAUUCUUUAUAAUAAUAUUAAGGGUGGCAAAUUAAAAUUCGAAUUGAAUUUGAAUAGAGGAAGUAAUGAGGAAUUUUAUGAGACAAUCACAAAAUCAAUUUCCACAAUUUCAAUGGAUUUGAUUGAUAAAUAUUAUCUUCUUUUAAACAUUAUUAAAGCGAAGGACGAGGAAAUUGCAGAAUACAAAUCAGAGGGUGCAAAACUAAUUCGAAAAAAUAUUGAAACCAAACCAUUCAAUGAGGAUUGUUUAAAAAUAAAAGAAAUAAAGACGGAAGAAGGCGAUGAAUGUACUUUUAGAACACUAUUCAAUAUGUGCAAUAAAGCCGAGGAGUUGAAUUUCAGCAGUAAUUCUGAAAAAGUGGAAAUUAAAACCGAAAAUAAGGAUGAGAUUUCCGUUGAAAUGAAGAUUAAGGAAGAAGAAACAAAGGAAGUUUCUGAAUCGAAUUCAUUCGAACAAGAGAAUGUUAGUUCUAGUCUACCUACAAAUAACCCAUCAGAGGAAAAUUUAAAACCGAAAGAAGAAAUUAAAUCUCCAAAUGCGAAGAGAAAAAUAAAACGUAUAAGUGCUUCCAUUAUAAAACCUGUCAAAAAAGCAAAAAGUCGGGUAAAUACAUUUCUUUCAUGAUUAUCUCUUUCGUUAAUUUUAAAUGUAUAUUUCAAUGUAUAUUAAUAUUUAGAUCUAACAAAAAUGUUUAUUGUAUUUUUACAAAAUAUAAUAUAUAGCAAAUUUUAUGCGAUUCAA